AUGACAAGCAAGGGAUUGGAUGGCGAGUGUUUGCAGUUAGUGUUACCAGAAUGUCUUAGACCACAGGUAAUGGAGUCUCUGCAUAAUUGUUCUGGACACCAGGAUCGAGAGAGGACAUUUGCACUUGUAAGGAAAAGAUGUUACUGGCCAGGAAUGCAGGCAGACGUGAUAAAAUGGAUCGAGAGAUGUGAAAAAUGCAAGAUUGCUAAGACACCAGUUCCAACAAUAAAACCAUCAAUAGGAUUGACACCUUAUUUCCUCCUUUAUGGAAGAGAACCAAGAUUACCUGCAGAUUACUUGUUAGGUACCAAAAAGGACGAUGUAUGCUAUUGUAUUGUAGACGAUUGGUUUAAGUCCCACAAAGAGCAUCUUGAGUACGCCUGGACUGUUGCAGGUAAGAACACAGAGAAAAGCGUAGAAAAACGACGAGAGUUUCACGGAAGUAAAUCUACUCCUUGUUCAAUUGAUGUAGGAACAAAGGUUAUUAUCAAAAACCAUGUACAAGGUAGGAAUAAGAUACAAGAUGUGUGGAAAUCAGAUCCUUACAUUGUCACAGUUUACCGUCCACCAUCUGCCCCCUCCUGCUGGGUAAACGAAUUUGUUAAAGAAGUUCAGUGCGCUACCUGCUGUGACUAUCAGGAAGUGAUUAUUGCAGAUUGCUUUCUAGAGCAGUCCCAUAUAGAUCCAAGAGCGAUCCCGACUGCUUUCUGGGAUUGCUUGGGUGUCAGGUUUGGUCUGGACGAUCAUGUGGCUUGUGCACACGAUGGAUGGGGAGCUCAAGCAGAGAACUUUAGAGGUGAAAUUGCUAGUCUGUACAUCCAGGCCUGGAUACUGGACUCCUGUAAUAAACAUUUCUCAACACAAUUCAUACUGGAUAAGAGGGAUACAAACACUGUCGAGCGAGUGAGCCUGGAUUCGGUGUAUAAUCUAGAUUCAGUAUUAGUUUCUGUUCUGAUAAAAGUUUUUUGUCCAAACAACGAGGGAUUCAUGUUUCACGCUGGCGGUAGCGCCAUGAUUGAUACCUCUAAUGACCCAUAUGGAGCUAUAAUUUACGGAUACAAUGAGACAGAAGUUAUGCUCUGGAGACCAUCCCAGACCAAUACAAAUGGACAUUUGGUUUACGUGGGUGGAGAAUGGGGUGACGGGCAAAGUAAUCAAGAAAGUGACGUUGUAGAAGUCAUCGUUAAAGUUAUUGACAUCACAGAAUCUUGUCCUAGUCCACCAACCAUUGCUAACGCUGACGUCAUGGUCUCCAAUAAUGUUGCUCUAUACUCCUGUCGUCAGGGAUUUCUUCCGAAAUCUGGAACCAACACAAUAAACUGUUUUCAAUCUGAAUGGCAGAAAACAAACCUCACCUGCUUUGUUGUUUGCUCAGCACCUCCCGCUGUUGAAAAUGCAGCAGUUUUUGUCCAGGACAACAGAGCAAAAUAUUUCUGCUUAACGGGAUACUUCACAACGAAAAAUACAGUUGAUGUCAUCGAAUGCAGAAACAGUACCUGGCCAUCUAUUGACUUAAAAUGUAUAAAAUCUUGUCCUGAUCCACCCACCAUUGCUAACGCUGACGUCAUGGUCUCCAAUAAUGUUGCUCUAUACUCCUGUCGCCAGGGAUUUCUUCCGAAAUCUGGAAGCAACACAAUAAAUUGUUUACAAUCUGAGUGGCAGAAAACAAACCUCACUUGCUAUGUUGUUUGCUCAUCACCUCCCGCUGUUGAAAAUGCAGCAGUUCUUGUCCAGGACAACAGAGCAAAAUAUUUCUGCAUAACGGGAUAUUUUGCUAUGAAAAAUACAAGUGACGUCAUCGAAUGCAGAAACAGUACCUGGCCAUCUAUUGAUUUAAAAUGUAUAAAAUCCUGUCCUCAUCCACCAACCAUCGCUAACGCUGACGUCAUGGUCUCCAAUAAUGUUGCUCUGUACUCCUGUCGUCAGGGGUUUCUUCCGAAAUCUGGAACCAACUCAAUAAACUGUUUACAAUCUGAAUGGCAGAAAACAAACCUCACGUGCUAUGCGUCAUCUUGUGGCCCAGUUCCUAACAUAACAAACGCUGAUUUUCUUGUUGACAAUGACGUGGCAAUGUAUGCAUGUCUCUAUGGAUACAGACCAACAAAUGCCAACAAUAAAAUAACAUGUAUUUCUGGAAAGUGGACUCAUACCAGUUUGCAGUGCCAAGAUACAACUAAGGGACUCAGAGGCUAUAUCACCAAUGAAACGCUUGCAGAAUGGAUAAAGGAGAUGAAGAAGAAUCUAUCCGUACAUAAAUCAAACACCAGCGCCUAUAACAGAAGUUUGAUCAGUGUUUACGAAUCCCGUCCCAGUGCCGUACAGAUAGGAAGUGUUGGGGUCUUUCUGAUAAGUUUUACUAUAAUAGUUUUAAUUUUUCCGGAUAUAGUUGCUGUUGUCAAGAACUUGUGUAAAAAAAUAAAUAAGAAAUUUUGUCAACGUCGGAGGGGAAGAGAUGCAAAAUGAUGAAUACUGUGAAAUUAUGUAUUUGUAGGGGUUUAAUUUUCAUGAUUUUCAAUAUAUGAAUUCAUUUUAUCCACAAAAUUUCAUUAUUCACAUGCAUUACCAUU
Saccostrea cuccullata (small rock oyster) is the source of this 2567-nucleotide messenger RNA. RefSeq lists its product as uncharacterized. The record is from RefSeq and is a predicted model, not a curated record. The transcript has 13 exons. The coding region runs from base 1 to 2463 and encodes 820 amino acids. NCBI's taxonomy places the organism in Eukaryota, Metazoa, Mollusca, Bivalvia, Ostreida, Ostreidae.